Messenger RNA from Solea senegalensis (Senegalese sole), 3982 nucleotides. It is a transcript of the gene bcl7a, whose product is annotated as BAF chromatin remodeling complex subunit BCL7A. The record is from RefSeq and is a predicted model, not a curated record. The coding region runs from base 1 to 690 and encodes 229 amino acids. The transcript has 6 exons. Lineage: Eukaryota; Metazoa; Chordata; Actinopteri; Pleuronectiformes; Soleidae.
AUGCGCAGUGGCUCUUCUGUGCGCUCUACUGUUUGCAUUGUGUCUGAGCUGCCGGUGAGCUUUAAAAAUAUUAUAACCACCGCGGCAAUGUCGGGCAGGUCGGUCCGAGCUGAGACCCGGAGCAGGGCGAAAGAUGACAUCAAGCGGGUCAUGGCCGCCAUUGAGAAAGUACGAAAAUGGGAGAAGAAAUGGGUGACCGUUGGAGACACGUCCCUUCGUAUCUACAAGUGGGUUCCAGUGACGGAGCCCAAAUCAGACGAUAAAAACAAGAAUAAAAAGAAGGGCAAAGAUGAGAAAUAUGGCUCAGAGUUGACAACUCCAGAGAACAGCUCCUCUCCAGGCAUGAUGGACAUGCAUGACGACAACAGCAACCAGAGCUCCAUCGCCGACUCGUCCCCAGUGAAACAGGAAAACAGUUGUAGCACCAGCCCUGCCCCAGAACCCGCCGUACUGUCCCACCGUGAGACCAGCGAGGCCAAGACGACAGACCAGAGCCCAGACAACAAGAGGGGUAAGAGCAUCCCUUCAUCAGAGACCUCAGAGAGAGCACAAAGUGCCAAGAGAGACAGUUCAUCCUCAGGGGAGAAGGACUCUUCAGACAGCAAAGCCACUCAGGACCUAGAGGGGGAGGCUCCGCCCACCAAGAAGAGCAAACAGGAGUCCUCAUCUCAGGACUUUGAGGAGAGUUAAACGUGUGUGGCUGAGUCAUUUUCUCUCCUUCACCCUCCUCCUUACUUCCUUCCCUUCUGUAUCUCCUCCCUCCAUUAAGUCUAGAUAAUUUAGGGCUAAUGGACACACACUGGCUCUCCCCCCCCCACUCCUCUUCCUCUCCCCACCUUCAACACCACAGGGAGAAUGGACGUCUCUCUUCCUCCCUCUCUCCCCUCCACCUUGACUCCGCCUCCUCCUUUUGCAAUUUGCCACCUUUGCCGUAACACUCCUCUGCCACAGAGGGAGAACGGAUAUUACCUCUCUUCACUGGUCCCUCCGUGCUUCCUUCCACUUCUCCACACUUUUUCACUAAUGCCAAGAGAAGCUCUGAACCCAGGCCGCAAUCCCCUCUGUGACCAGAGGCAGCGCUGUUGGCCCAGUCCAGCCACCGCCAGGCCAGACCACAAACCCUGACCUGCAUCUGUGACUAGAAGAGUUUAUAACCAUGGGGAUCUGAGGUCAGGAUGAGGUUGAUCCCAGACGCUGCUGCUCUGAGACCGUUUUGUUUUCACUGCUAACGGUUUAGCUCAGGUUAAAGGCUAACCAGGUCUCAGAUCAGCAGCCAGAGAGGAGACCACAUGGCCUCAGUCCUCCUGAUUCGCCUCCUGUUAGACUAAUGUUCUAUAUUUGUUUAGGAUAUGUUUAGGGUUUUUGUUCUCAGGAGGGUCAAUGCACUGUUAUGGUAUGUCACAAUCGAUCACAGAUAGAUUUGCUGCUGUAGUGGACGUCUUUUUUCUCUAUCCAUGAAAACGCCUCCAUUCACGUUUGGGUUUUUGUUUUGUUUUUUUACAAAAAAGAGGUUAGUUUGGUUUGUAGCGGAGAAAGAUGAUGAUAGUGGUCACAAUACGGACUCUUGGAUAAGAAGCGUAGACAGGCAUAGCAUUAGCGUCGCUCCUGAAGUUGUGCCUUGAGUUGCUGCGUUUGAAUAUGAUUUAGGUCAAACUGGUUUUGAAUUUACAAUCUUAGUGCCAUAUUUGUUCUUUUUUUUUUUUUUUGCCUUAAGAUCCUCACUGUUUUGUCCGAUAUUUACAUUCACCUGCAACUGUUUGAUUGAAGUUAAAGGAAUAGUUCAGUAUUUUGUUUUCUCACCGAGCCUGAAAAUGACACUGAUGUGACGACUGCCUGUGUCUGUUUGCUAAAGCUACUGUUAGCAUCAACUGCACUGGAAUCAAGGGCAAACGACAAGCUUGACUCCAACAGACUAAAAGUGGUCAAUACACAGCAUUACAUAAAUGCAUGAAAUGAGUUUUCCUCCUGAAGAAAACAGAAAGAUUUUAAUGAGCUUCUGAAGUGUUGCUAUCUGUUCUCGUGUGCAGUCUUGAUGCUAAGCUAACAGCCUUAUCUCACAGACACAGAGUGGUAUCCGGCUUAUUUCAAUCACGUUUGUUUCCAACCGUUUGAGACUGGAACUUGAACACUACUCACAGAUUGAUGUAGUUUUGUCUUCUGAACAUCUUGUAGAACCUGAUAUGUCAGAAUUCCCUGGUCACUGGUCUGUGUUUAACUUCAGGUGGCAUAUUUUGUUGUUAUUGUUUUUUCCCACUUUCAAGUAGAAAAGAAAACAGUUGCUGAUACGUGUGGUGCCUUCAAAUGGGAAUAAGGGAGUUGUUGGAGUGGGAACUGUUAAAGGAAUACUUCACCGAUUUGCAUUUAGCUUUGUAUUACUAGAAUAGGGGUAAUAUUUUUUUAAAAUUGCUCUUUCCAACCUCAAUUUCCCCUGAGUUGAGAAAUAUCUUCAUUCUUUUCUUUGUUACGUGCUCAUCAGUGACACUGUUAGCAUAACUGUUAGCAAAGAUGGCGGACACUGUUUACAUUCUGGGAAUGAGGUCCUGUCCCCUUACGAGCGGGUCUAAAAAUUGCGGAAUUAGCGUUGCAGUUUCAAGCCUCUGACCAAGUGUCACUGGUGGGCACGUAACAAAAAAAGAAUGAAGAUUCCACUCAGGGGAAACUGAGGUUGUGAAGCACACAUUUUCAAAAAUACUACCCCUAUUCUAGUUAUACAAAGCUAAAUGCAAAGCCAUUUACAGCAGUAAAUGGUUUUAAACACAAAGUUCAACUGGUAAAGUUGUUUCAAAAAAGCUGUUUUCAACAACAAUGGCAACACCAAAACUCCCUAAAAACGUAAAAACUCACUUAAACCAUUGUGAAGUUUCUGUCUGCUCCACACAGGAAGUGUCUUUUUCUGUAAGGACAAAGGCGACGUUAUGCUAGAAGAUUCCAUGAAAAAUCCUAAUAGUUCUGGAGUUUGUUUUCACCUGCCCCUGCGCUGCCACUGUAUACACACAAACGCCCUCCCUCUUUCAGGUGUGAUAGUUUUGCUUGACGGAGCCCGUUUUCAGAUGAAGGAUGUAGCAUUACAGAUAAUGUAACAUAACGUCUGCUCAAAGGCGAACCAGAGGCCGAAUAAUAGCAAAAUCACCCCUUUCAGCUUUAACUGAAAAAGUGAAUGCGACGCGUCAUUUGAAGGCACCACGACUUCAGCGCCACCACUUGUGUGUCUCGGCCUCUCAUCUCUGUACAUGUCCGGUGUGUCACGACUCUCUGACCCUCGGAUGUCUCGUCUCUGCGUUUUAGCUCCUGUCCUCCUCCAAGGUGCUGUCUGUGGGCUGAAUCCAAAACACGCGUGGCGUCAAGCUCUUAGUUUUGUGCAGACUCGAUCUAAAAAAAUCGUACGGAUUCAGACCCGCGACCUCUUAAUGUUUGACCUCACCCGAAUUCAUCUUUUGGUUUUGUUUUUUGAGCGGCCACUGGCUGAUGAUGUCACGACAGGGGGCUACAGGAGAAGGUCAUGACAACACCAGAGUUACUUGAUCUGAUUUCAGCAAAUCAACAUUCACAUGGAUGGAGAGAAUUUUUUUUUUUUAAAGAAAAAUGAAAAUGACAACUGUCUCAGUUUAGAGGAUGGAUUAGCAUAUACCUCAUUCCCAGUCCAGCAGUGCUGGAACUUAAAAAUGCUAUUGUAUUGACAUUAACAGUUCUAAACAGCAUUAUGUACACACUCAGUUUAAGACAAAGAAAUCUCAUUCACGUUGUCGCUCUCACCCGAUCGAGCUGAUCGCUUAUAGUUUGCUCAUAACUGUGUGUAAGGAAAAAAAAAAAAAGCUGUGAGAUAAAAAUCUUGUAUGUUUUUUUUUCCACGGGACCAUUUUUUGUUUCACUUUAGAUCUUGUACAGAUUUAUGGUUUGGUUUGACUUAUUUAUUCCAUCAGUAGUGCUUGGUUUUUAUCAUGUCCAAUGGUUUUGUUUUCUUAAUAAAAUUUACAAAAUGUGA